Messenger RNA from Cyprinus carpio (common carp), 5443 nucleotides. Its product is annotated as protein FosB-like. Gene Ontology annotation, biological process: regulation of transcription by RNA polymerase II. Gene Ontology annotation, molecular function: DNA-binding transcription factor activity, RNA polymerase II-specific; RNA polymerase II cis-regulatory region sequence-specific DNA binding. Gene Ontology annotation, cellular component: nucleus. NCBI's taxonomy places the organism in Eukaryota, Metazoa, Chordata, Actinopteri, Cypriniformes, Cyprinidae. The record is from RefSeq and is a predicted model, not a curated record.
AAAGCGUUCUCAGGCUUCAUUCACAAGACGAAGCGCUGCUGUCGAAACACCAAACAACCUUCUACUCCCGUUUGUAACAAACACAUUCCGGAUUAUUUUUUAUGGAUUUAUAAAUGCACAUUUCACGCAUUUCACGGACUGCACCAAGGCCUGGGAAGUGUUAUUCAAGAAGAGAUUGGAAUUUAGAAGUUUCCUCCAGCAGGGAACUGGAUUGAUGUCUUAAUGCAACUGUUUUGGAAAGAGACUAAGGGCAUCUUGACGAAGACUCCAAAUAAAACUUGUUACGGUGACAUCCCGUUCUCGCCGGGCACAGUAGGUGUUUCGGCUUCUCUAGGCUCCACCGGGGAGAUGUUUCAGGGGUUCCCCGGAGACCCCGACACCGGCUCCCGUGGAAGCUCAUCUCCUUCUUUUGAAUCUCAGUACCUGUCGUCUGUGGAAUCCUUCGGGAGUCCGCCCACCACUAGCGCACCGCAAGAGUGUGUAUCAGCCACUGGUGUGGUAGGGGUGGGUGGUGGGUCAACCGGCACCGGGGCAGGGGUGGACAUGCCCAGCUCAUUUGUGCCCACAGUGACGGCCAUCACCACCAGCCAGGAUCUGCAGUGGAUGGUGCAGCCCACUCUCAUCUCCUCCGUCGCACCAGGGCAAAGCGGUGCAGGCUCCAGUACCAUGACGCAGCCUGUUGCUUUGGAUCCUUAUGACCUGCCAGGCCCAAGCUUUUCAUCUGGUGGAGGCUUCACCCCACCAAGCUCUGAUACUCCUGGCCCAGUGAGACAAUCUCGGAGCCGUCGCCGUGCACGGGAUGAAACACUGACAGCUGAGGAGGAGGAGAAGAGACGUGUUAGACGAGAGAGAAAUAAACUGGCUGCCGCUAAGUGUAGGAACCGACGGCGUGAGCUCACAGACAGGUUACAGUCGGAGACAGACAUGUUGGAGGAGGAGAAGGCCGAGCUAGAGGCUGAAAUAUCCGAGCUGCAAAAGGAGAAGGAGCGCCUGGAGUUCGUCCUGGUCGCCCACCAACCCGGUUGCAAAAUUCCCUAUCAGGACCAGCCCCCCGCGCAGCUGCCACUGCCGCAGACGUCCUCGCAGAUGCCUUCUGUCUCCGUGGUGGGUUUGACUGUGAAGGAGGACACUUUCUACCUGCCGCCUGCCUACUCGUCCCACCACCACCACGUCCCGGUUUCACAGCCUACGCAGACACAGCCGGCCCCAGCACAACAGCAGCAAGGGAUGAUGCAGGAGGUAGCCUUUUCUAGUUCUUUCUAUGGGCAGGGCCAGCCGGCGCCGGACGGCCCUUGCCUUGUUGCCGACGGUGGCGGUAACCCUGACGCCGGCAGCUACAUCCCCUCAUACACAUCUUCAUUUGUGUUCACCUACCCAGAGGGAGCCUGCGGGGCCAGCGCUAACCAGCGAACCAGCAGUAGCGAUCAGUCCUCUGAUUCCCUGAACUCACCCUCGCUUCUUGCACUUUGAGAGCUCUGCGUCUCUCUGCCUCUGCUUGCCUGUCGACAGCAACACAUGCACACAUACAAAUUCAAACAUUCGGUAUUACACCUCUCAGACGUUGUACUGAUCUUUAACAUUAAAGCCUUUCGAUUUGAAACCGAGGCCCAGAUGCGUUAGCGUCUGAGUGACUUCAUCAAAUGAUGUAAGUGUAUAUUAAUUCACAAUGAAUUCAGGCUUAAUAUCAAGAUGAGUCAGUAGCCCAUGCACACACACACGCACACUCACACACAUACUUAAAUUGUCAUAGACAUUCAAAUCCGUUUGACAUAACAAUAAAAGCACAUCAGCGCACUCCCCCUUGCUUUUAUCUUUUCUCGUUCUGGCUUACAUUGGUGUAUCAUCUCCCUCCUUCUCUCUCUAUCCAUGCCAGGUGCCUGCUGUGUAUUUGUCUAAGCAAAAAAAGGGGCACAGAACUGCUUUGUGGGUUUGGUUUUUCGUUUCGGGCUACCUUGCUACCCUUUCUUUCUUCAUCCAGUUCAUCCACACCUCUUCCUGUGACAAAGGGACAUGACCACACACUCUACAGUACCUAUCUGUCUUUUUUUUUCUCCCUCUGUUGUCCAUCUCCACAUCUGUUUCUCCUCUCUCCUGUCUCUAUGUACCUACGGUUCUCUCUGGUCUUCGGCCCCUGAGAGCCCGUUGGACCCUGAAAGCCCAUGGAACCUUGAGUGAGUGGCAGCCCACACCCCAACACCACAAACUCCCUUCGCACGGACCGGCCCACAGUGGAACCUCAAAUUGAGCGGACAUUUCAAAACCUCAAAACGAACCAGCCUCAGCACGCAGAUCAAAUGCCAUCUCAGACGCCACCACACUGGCUAAAGGAACGGGACUCUUUAUUUCUCCUCAGCACUGAGGAUUUGAUUUUGGAUGAGCGGAGGCACACUGGCUAGACUUUGGCAAGGCCAGCAGAGGAGAUUUGGAGAGCCCUUGGAAUGUGGAGGUAUGAGAUGGUGAGAGACCAUGCUCUACCAGUCAUCUCCCGCUGGUCCUCUGAGAGCUUUCACACCGUGUUCAAUCUUUCCCCUCUCUUGAGGAGUUUGUUUGUUUGUUUCAUUCUGUGUUUCAAUGAUAGUAUUAACUCUGAUUUCAAAAGUGGCUUAUCUGAUGAUAACAUAAAAGAGUGGCUUGACACUCUGUGUUUGAAGAGCAUUAUAAUGAGCAACCAAAAAAAAAAAAAAAAAAAGGACAACCUCUUGGUUUUGGAUGAGUGGCCUCUGUGCUCCUAAAAGUCCUUGACAUAGUCCUUGAGUUGUGGAUGUGGUUUAGCACAUCUCUUGGCUUUGAUUGUGAAUGGAAGUCACAGAGUACCACAUCUCCAGUUGAUUUCUUUCUUUAAAGGGGUUGUUGUUGUUGUUAAAAUGGAAAAAAAGCACAAAUGCCAGCUGUGGACGGAAGGAACACGAAACGGUUGCCAACCUAAAGGACGGGAUGUGCUUUUGAAUAUGAACCGUUUACUUUCCUGUGAAUGUUUUGAGUUACUGAUUUUUCAUGAUGCUUUUUCACUUUUGCUCUUGAUUGUGCCGUUGCUGCCAAAUGGAAGAAUUUUGUGGGGCUGUUAGCUGCUCCUUCUAUCUGUUACUGUUGUCUUACUGCAGUUAUCACAAAUAUUGUUAUUAUGGUUAUUAUUAUUAUUUCAUAGUUAUCUCAUGUUGGCAACUAAAAAGGCAUGUUGUGCACUAUGAAAAUUUUUUAUGUCUAAAACUAUAUAUAUAUAUAAAAUAUAUAUUAUGUAUGCAUACAUAUAUAUACAUAUUCAGAGUGUAUAUAUAUAUAUAUAUAUAUAUAUAUAUAUAUAUAUAUAUAUAUAUAUAUAUAUAUAUAUAUAUAUUAUAUAUAUAUAUAUACAAUGAUUGUAAUGUAAUGUAUGAAUGUUCAGAAAAUGUUAUUUUUGUCAAUGAAGACAGAAGGGAGAGCUUGAUGCACUUGGUUUUGGUUUAAACAUAGAUAUUUUUCUAAAAGAACAAAAAAUAUAUUAUAAUAAACAAUAACAGCCCGCCUUUCCAUUAAUAUGAAAAGCAUUGUCACUGCCUUUCAUUCGAAACAUGUAAUAUGUAUGAUGACUGUAUUGAAACUGUGGUGCAUAUAGUAAUAUGUAUCACAGAUUUGUGCUGUGCUUGAUUUGUCAACAAGGUUGGUUCCACAGCCUUUGUUCAUCAACCCCUGUGGACAAAACACACUGGACUCAAAAUAUCUAUAAAUGCUUAAAUAAAUCAAUAAAUAUGCUAAAGAAAAAAAGACGAUAUGAAUUGAGUGUCUCAAUGUAUUCUAGAUGAGCAUCUGAUAUUCAGCUGUGUUUCUCAAGCAGUGAGUUGCAUUGAUUAAUCAUGUCCAGUGUGUGCUGUCUUCCCUUUGGCUUUUAUGUGUGUGUGAUAUUCAGGGCUUGAUGGACAACUUUCAACCAGCCCUUAUUAAUUCAUGUUAUGGACAUGAUCAGAACAUUAUGUGUGUCGAUGUCAUACACAGAUGGGAAGUAUUUUACAAUUAGAUGAGGUCCAUUGUUCCUAUUAACUUUGGCUUCAUCGUGUGGAGUAUUUUAUGGGGUGGAAUUGAUCAUAUUUGUACAGUUGUUUAAAUCGGAAUGCCUUUUCAUUUAUAUACACAGGUGCACCAUUGUCUUGGUGGUCGAAUUUAGACCCAGAGCAUCAAAUUUAAGCUGAAAUGGAGACAACUGCAUGAGCUCUUUCCAACAGGGCCGUUUGAUGAAAUUAUGUUCUCAUUUGGCAUUGAAAACUGAAUUAAGGCAUCUCAAACAAUGACGUAUUGAAGCCAGAGCUUUGAUUUCACAAAAUGGGACGUUAUGAUAUUAGAAAACACAUUGUCAAACAGCCCCAUGCUCAAUUACAUUGAUAUCAUUUGAACUUUUCUUCAAAAUACUUUAUUGUCCGUCACAACAGUUUGUGUUCUUUUGAUUUUUCAGCUGUUGGUGCUUUUGUUACUCCUACACCAAAAUGUUUUGUUACUGUAUCUGACUCUGAUAUGAUAGCAUAAGGAGAUGUUGGUUAAAUGAUACAGUAUCAGUGACUCUGUGGUCUUCCACUUUGCAAAAACUUCUUGUUUAGAUUGAGCUGCACAAUCGUGUUCACAGCGCUUUGAAUUGAGAGUGGAAUGCAAUAUAUCAGAUACUCUAGGAGAACCAUGUAGCAAAUCAACUGAAUUGUAUGAUACAAGUCGCUCAUGCUACAGUGUCACAGUGAAGAAUUGAGACAGUUUGUUUUGUCUUUCCAGUUUACCUUACGUAUGAUUCACUCUGCUGAGACCUCAAUGACAGGAUGGUUUUGCAUUAUUAGGAUGUAAAAUGUUAGUACCUCUCGGGCUUCAUUGUGAGCGUCAUUUGAUAUGUGAACUGUUUCACUUUCUAAUGCACAUUUGAAUAUUGCCUUCAGUAUAAAAUGGGUGAAAUAUUAGCGAACUUUUCCUAAUGUUACAACCUCUUGUUCAAAAAACUGAAAAGAUAGAGGGCUUACCUGUUUCUUGUACGUUUUUUUGCCUUGUUUGAAGGGAAAUGAAAGUUAGGUGUAAAAUGAAUCACAUAACAUUUCAGAAACGAUAUGGUGCUUUUUCAAUACUGUUUGUCUUUGUAUAUUCUUGAUUAAGAGUGCCGAUGACAGAGGUGUCUGGGAGAUUUUAGGACACUCCUGAUUUUAGAGUGUUUUUCUCUCCAUGACUGCUCCAAGUUCUCAUACAGAACAGCAUAUUUAAUAUACUGAACAACCCUUGUGAAUUAUAUAAUCCGCCGUUCUGCAUUCUUUCUCUUUACUCCCUUUCUCCAUUUAAUUUCACUUUAUGCUAUUCUAGCCCUUUAAUGAAUGGGGAAGGACGUUUCAUAUUGUUACAUAAACUGUGAAAUCUUGGUGUACUGUCCUAUCUUAAUAUCUUUGUAUGACGUCCAAUUUUUCUUGUAAAGGAAAUGUCUACGAAAUAAACAUAUACACAAAGA